AUGCGUCGACAAAACAAUCCAUUCUAUCGAGUAGGUCGCGUAGUGAAUAAUAUGAAUCCAAACAGAGUAUUGUGGUCAGUGAUUGGAAUAAAUGUUGGUGUAUUUGGACUUUGGCAAUAUAGUAUCAGUACAUAUAAGCAGUUUGGUGAUCCCGAUUGCCUCAACUUUAUGCUCAAACACUUCAUCAAUUCGCCUGAUGCUUGGCAACAUGGACGUUGGCACACGCUUUUAACUUCUGCAUUCUCGCAUAAAAGUUUGGAUCACUUGGGCAUAAACAUGUUGGUAUUGUAUUCUAUCGGUCAAGGUGUUAUGGAAGCUAUUGGCGCUUCUCGAUUUUUACUCUUAUAUUGUGGUGCUGGAAUUGCUGGAUCACUGGCUACAAUGGUAUAUAGAAAGUAUCUUCGUCCUGCACUGUUGAAUAGUAAUGGUGGUCGAUAUUCUUCUCUACGUGAACCUCCAAACAUGGGAUCUUUGGGUGCUUCUGGAUCUGUCAUGGGCUUGACUACAUUUUUUGCUUGUGCAUUUCCCAAAGCCACUUUUUUAGUAUUUUUCGUGAUACCAAUGCCUGCUAUUGCUGUAGUUGGACUCUUUGCGGCAUAUGAUAUCUAUCAAGCAACAACUUUAAAUACUGGUAUUGUGGAUAGUGCAGCUCAUAUUGGUGGUGUAUCUUAUGGAGCGGCUUAUUGGUUCUUACGAGUGAAACCCUUAUUACCUCCUGUUCUUGAUCCCAAGGAAUAUAAAAAUUUCAAACUUAUCGAAAAGACUGUUAUUUCUCACAAUACAGCAAUUUAUCGUUUCGGUCUUCCUCGUAAGGACGAUGUGUUGGGUCUUCCUAUUGGUCAGCAUAUUUCAGUCAUGGCCGAAAUCAAUGGCAAGCAAAUUUCAAGAAGUUAUACACCUACCAGUCUUGAUGAAGAUGCUGGUCAUUUUGAUUUAUUGAUCAAGACAUAUCCUAGUGGUAAUAUCUCCAAGAUGUUUGGUGAACUUAAGUUAGGUGAUUCUGUUAGUGUUCGUGGUCCUAAGGGUAAUUUCAAUUAUACUCCCAAUUUGGUUCGUGCUUUUGGUAUGAUUGCUGGUGGUACUGGUAUUACUCCUAUGCUUCAAAUUAUCCGAGCCAUUGUUAGAAAUCCUGAAGAUAAGACUAUCAUCAAUUUAAUCUUUGCCAAUGUGAAUGAAGAAGAUAUUUUAUUGAAGAAGGAAUUAGAUGAUCUUGCUGUCAAACAUGCCAAUUUCAAUGUAUAUUAUGUCUUGAACAAUCCUCCUACCGAAUGGACUGGUGGUGCUGGAUUCGUUACUCAGGAUAUGAUCAAGGAACAUUUACCUGCACCAGCCAAGGAUAUUCAAAUCUUGUUAUGUGGUCCUCCUCCUAUGGUGUCUGCCAUGACAAAGGCUACUGAAGCUCUUGGUUUCCAAAAACCUCGUGCUAUCAGCAAGAUGGGUGAUCAAGUAUUCAAAUUUUAG
Messenger RNA from Halteromyces radiatus, 1461 nucleotides. RefSeq lists its product as uncharacterized. The transcript has 9 exons. NCBI's taxonomy places the organism in Eukaryota, Fungi, Mucoromycota, Mucoromycetes, Mucorales, Cunninghamellaceae. The record is from RefSeq and is a predicted model, not a curated record. Bases 1 to 1461 code for a protein of 486 amino acids. Gene Ontology annotation, cellular component: membrane. Gene Ontology annotation, molecular function: oxidoreductase activity; serine-type endopeptidase activity.